Messenger RNA from Hypoxylon trugodes, 1056 nucleotides. RefSeq lists its product as uncharacterized. The record is from RefSeq and is a predicted model, not a curated record. The annotation marks the transcript as partial. Lineage: Eukaryota; Fungi; Ascomycota; Sordariomycetes; Xylariales; Hypoxylaceae. The transcript has 2 exons.
CAAGCUUAAAUUGUAUACUUCUAUACCUGCUAUACAACAACGAUCACUAUCUGGAUCAUGCCAACAUACAUCUCUUCUUUCGUCACGCCUUAGUAUAUACACAUACUCAAUUGUACCAUGUACAAGGGUAUUCUUCCAUUGCGAUAUAAAUUAUAAAUGCCCGCCUAAUACUAUCAACAUGAUACCUUUUCAUCUCCCCUUACUUCUUCUAAUAGGGGUCCUCGUCUCCUACGUAAACGCAGCCUCUGCGCCGACGUUCUGUAAAUGUACCUGCUUCAAGAACAGCACCUUGAUCCAACUCGGUCCACAAGGUGAUUCCUCUGCCUCCUUUAGUAAUUCGGCUCCUCCCGAGUCUGGUCACUCGUUACGUUCGCUACCCCUCCAAGAUCGAGCCGCCUCCGCUUCUUGUACACAAUGCACUCGAGCGUUUUGCCUUUCCCAACAUCUCCCUAUCUGCAAAGAUGCAGAGGAGAACGACGUCGUGGCCAUGUGCUUCCAGCGCGAUAGUCGCAAGGAUCAAAUUAUCGUCUGGGGUUUCAUUCUAGGUACCACAGGUUUAUUAGGUUGGGCUGCUGCUAAGAGGGUUAUCGAGAUGCGCGAAGGCAAGAAGAUAUCCGCGCUGGGAUUGGGUAGUGCAACGAGUAGACGAGGAGGAGUUCCACCCUCUUCGGAUAGAGGUGAAUAUAUGCCAGUCGGUCGUGACAAUGGGCAGGGUUUAAGUAGAUGAAAUAUAGAUAUGUGUGUAGAUGGUCUCUACGAGUGAAUCUGGGCUUUGAUUCGGACUUUGGCGUCGCUAACGGUGUUUUUGGAUACUCCGACGGCGGCGUUUGAAAUAUGUGUCUCAUAUCUUUAGAUUUCACUUGGCCUUGGAACUUUGAUAUUCACGACGGAUAUUAGAAACGGGAUACGCGCAUCCUGGCAUCAACACCUAUAUGUUGAAUGCCGAGCUAAGUAUGGAUGGCGAGGGAAAGCCAUAUAUAUUCGUCUAAUUUUUUAAAAUACCCUGUAGACCAAAGCCGAACGCCCCAAGCCAUUUUUUGGUGUUCCCCCCAUCAA